Molecule: messenger RNA, 1256 nt
Organism: Limanda limanda (common dab)
Lineage: Eukaryota; Metazoa; Chordata; Actinopteri; Pleuronectiformes; Pleuronectidae
Gene: znf367
Product: zinc finger protein 367
Exons: 5
Coding region: 196-1149 (317 amino acids)
Biological process (GO): regulation of DNA-templated transcription
Molecular function (GO): RNA polymerase II cis-regulatory region sequence-specific DNA binding; DNA-binding transcription factor activity, RNA polymerase II-specific
Source: RefSeq, a predicted model, not a curated record
CUUACAGUCAUGAUCGAUCCUCUCUGCUUCUGCUGAGGAGCAUCUGAUCAUCACAGGCUUCUCGAGGACUCCUCCUGGAAAUGAAGGACGUUUUCACCCCGGAUUGAGAAGUCGCCAUAUUUAAGACCUUUAUUGUUUUUGGUGAUUAUUCUACUUUUUUAACUCGUGGUGACUCUUUGCUGAUUCUUGGACACGAUGGCCGACAACAAGCAGCCUGUCUUCUGCGAGGACUCGCCCAAACGAGUGCUGGUGUCCGUGAUCAAGACCACCACCCCGAUCAAGCCCCGGACAGCGGAGUCGAGGACGCCCACCAGCCCCGGCUUCAGCGACUUCAUGGUGUACCCGUGGAAGUGGGGGGAGAACGCCCACAACGUGAGUCUGAGCCCGGGGUCGCUGAGCGGAGCUUCGUCCCCCACCAGCACCCAGACCCCCGGAGAGGGGGGGGACACGGCCCAGUCCCCGGAGCAGAUCAAGGAUGGUAUCCGCAGAGGUCGUCCACGCGCCGACACUGUCCGCGAGCUGAUCAACGAGGGCGAGACCUCGUCCAGCCGCAUCCGCUGCAACAUCUGCAACCGAGUGUUUCCCAGAGAGAAGUCUCUACAGGCCCAUAAGAGGACACACACAGGAGAGAGGCCGUAUCUCUGUGACUACCCUAACUGUGGGAAGGCGUUUGUCCAGAGUGGUCAGCUGAAGACACACCAGCGCCUGCACACCGGGGAAAAGCCCUUUGUCUGCUCAGAUAAAGGAUGUGCCAAUCGGUUCACUCAUGCAAACCGUCACUGCCCCAAGCAUCCGUUCUCCCGUCUGAAGAGGGAGGAGCCAAAGGAGGGUCAGGGGAAGGCCCAGUCUGUGGAUAACAAGGCUGUGGCAGAGUGGCUGGCUAAGUACUGGCGAACCCGCGAGCAGCGUGCCCCCACGACCACCAAGGUGAAGCCGCAGGGCAAGGGGAUGGCGGAGGACCAGGAGCAGCAGGAUCCCAUGGAGUUCCUCCAGUCGGACGAAGAGAACGAGAACGAGGAAGAGGAGGAGGCUGUGGAGGAGGAGAAGGCGAGCCAGGGUGGAGCCGCCAAGCAACGCCGCCAGGAGCAACGGGAGCGUCUCCACGGCGCUCUGGCACUCAUCGAGCUGGCCAACAACCUGUCUCCCUGAACACCCCCCCGCCCACCUCCUGGUUCUGGACUCCCCUUUCCCUCCCCUUCCCAACCCGUCUUCCUGCAAAGCGUGCUGUAGCUGAAAAAAAAAGAAAUCGUUCAUAA